Molecule: messenger RNA, 1467 nt
Organism: Lepus europaeus (European hare)
Lineage: Eukaryota; Metazoa; Chordata; Mammalia; Lagomorpha; Leporidae
Product: basic proline-rich protein-like
Exons: 4
Coding region: 1-1284 (427 amino acids)
Source: RefSeq, a predicted model, not a curated record
AUGAGGUCGUCGCCCCGAGCCGGGGGCGAGGAGUCGCGGGCGGGUGGGGCGGUCCCGCCGGGUGCCCUCCGGGAAGGCCUGCGCCGGGUCCGGGAAGCCGGGAGUGGCCGCCGGGAUGGCUCCCAGAGCGGAGAAGGAGCAGGGGACGGAGGCUCUGCAGGAAGUGGCCCGGCCCUGGGCACCGCUUCUGGGGAUCUAGGCGAGGGUGAAGCGGCACCACGGCUGGCCUCAGCCGGGCCCCGGGAGCUGCAGCGUCCACAGUCAACGGCAGAAUGUGCUGAGCCCCCUGGCCGCGUGCAGAGCCCCUGGCCGCGUGCAGAGCCCUCUGGCCAUGCGCAGAGGCCCUGGCCGUGUGCCGAGCCCCCUGGCUGUGUGCAGAGCCCCUGGCCGCGUGAAGAGCCCCCUGGCUGUGUCCUCAGGCCAACACAGUCGAGCUGCUGGAGAACAGCGUGGGGAAUCCAGAUCCUCCCAGAUGGUCCCGGGUGCACCAGCAGAGCUGAGCAGCUGAGGCCACUUCCGCCUGAGCACUCCCAGGUCUGGGCCCCCACCUGGCUUUAUCCUUGGCGACCCACCCUCACCCCCAUCUCACCCCGGGCACUCCCAGCUGCCCCGCCCAGCCGCUGUCUGUCCCUGUUUGUCCGCUGUCUGCCCCUGUGCGUACUGCUUCAGCGGCCUGGGCUGUGUUCUCCCUUGGCGUCCGUGGCUCUGUGUCCUGGCCAGGUGUCUCCCAGGUCCCACCCUCAGAGACCCGCAGCAGACUGCCAGCUCGUGCCCCAGGACCACCCCAGACCACGUCACCGUCAACAGGGCGUCCUCCUCGGACUGGCCCCGGCUCCCUCCCGGGAGUCCCUGCCUCGCUCAGGGCCCCGAGUUCCAACAGACUCUUGCCGGGGGCUCCGGAGACUGCUGCACUUCCCCAAGGCUCGCGGCCCCCACGCCGGUGCCCACCACGGUCCUGACGGUCUGCUGGCCUCUGGCCACACUCGCCCAGGCCCAGUGUGCACACAGCAGCCAAGCCUGCCGGUGGCUGCCCGAGUGUCCCCGGGCAAGGACCGCACCUCAGGCCCGUGGACAAGGCCGUGCCUCACCCUGGCCUUCCCACGCCUGCCACGAGGCGGCCUCCGCCCACCCUCCCUCCCUCGAGGCUGUCCCGCCCCACCCAGCCCAGGCCCCGACACGGGCCCAGGGCCGCCCUCGAGUGUUUGUGUAGGAUAUCAGCCCCCGGCGGCUCCUGGCCGUGCCCGGCUGACGCAGACUGGCACCCCUUCGGCACCUAAUAAAUAAUGAGCCACCCACCAGACGGCAGACCGGGCCUGCGCUUCUGCCCGCGCCCUCAGUCCACGCACCACGUGGUGCCCACGCCCGGGCUCCUCCCUGGGACGCCCCGCGCCCCCUCAGGCCGUGCCCCACCUAAGGGUCUCCGGCGGGACUGGGCCAGGCCGGCCGCCGCCCCCCCGCCCCAGCGUC